This is a messenger RNA of Cebus imitator (Panamanian white-faced capuchin), 530 nucleotides long. It is a transcript of the gene CUNH10orf53, whose product is annotated as chromosome unknown C10orf53 homolog. The record is from RefSeq and is a predicted model, not a curated record. NCBI's taxonomy places the organism in Eukaryota, Metazoa, Chordata, Mammalia, Primates, Cebidae.
GAGAGGUUGCGUAGCAACGUGUGUUGCUCUGUAGCCCAGGCUGCGGUGGCGGAGGACUGGCGAUGCCCAAGAACUCGGUGGUCAUCCUGCGCUACGGGCCCUACAGCGCGGCAGGCCUGUCAGUGGAACACCACACCUUCCGCCUACACGGCCUGCAAGCUGUAUUGGCCAAAGAUGGACACGAGGUCAUCCUAGAGAAGAUAGAAGACUGGAAUGUGGUGGAACUUAUGGUCAAUGAAGACGUCGUCUUUCACUGCAACAUUAAGGACCUGGAGUUCGGCAAGCUCACCCCAAGUGGUGACAAGAGGACCACCAGCAGCUCCGGGCUGACAUUUCACCAGCUUAGCAGCCCGUGUGGAAUGAAAGCUUUUCCUUUGCAAGAGUUCCCACAAAAGACCCAGGACCUGACCGUAUUGGCCCAGAUUGGAUCAUGUGUCCAUUUCCAAACGAAUCUCUAUGACCUGGGUUGGCCAGGCCUGGGUCACAUGCCCACUUCUAGACUAGAAAAGCAGGGAACACAGCCCUACUAA